Penicillium maclennaniae is the source of this 2925-nucleotide messenger RNA. Its product is annotated as Molybdenum cofactor biosynthesis MoeB. The record is from RefSeq and is a predicted model, not a curated record. Gene Ontology annotation, biological process: cyclic threonylcarbamoyladenosine biosynthetic process. Gene Ontology annotation, molecular function: tRNA threonylcarbamoyladenosine dehydratase activity; ubiquitin-like modifier activating enzyme activity; hydrolase activity. Lineage: Eukaryota; Fungi; Ascomycota; Eurotiomycetes; Eurotiales; Aspergillaceae. The transcript is spliced from 6 exons. Bases 1 to 2925 code for a protein of 974 amino acids. Gene Ontology annotation, cellular component: mitochondrial outer membrane.
AUGGCACCCCCUGGUCCCAGGUGGUGGCAGGCUACCGACGAAGCCGACCUCGAUUACGGAUUCGAGUCUGACGAUUUUACUAGAUUCGCCGAACCUGACCGCACUGCCCGCUUGACUUCACAAGGUCCACGAGAUAAGAGAGAUCGAGACAUUGAACGCCGCGAUACCGAGACAGAAAAUCGAGGUGUUGUCAAGAAUAUGUCGUCUUGGUUUCAGCGCCAGGCUGGUGCACAAAGUGCUCAGCUUGCGACCACUGCGGUUCUAUCCGGCGCUGCUGUUGCGGGUGCGAUUUUUGGAUACCAGGCUUAUCGACGGAAGGAGGCCGUUGAUGAGUUAAAGUCUUCGAUUCCUGACCUUGACGAGCAGCAUCAUGCGGAGAAACUAACAACAUUUGGUGUCGCCGAUACCGCGAUUCCCAUGAGCAAGGAAGAUGAGCGCAGUGCCAUGCUGGCUCGCCGUGCGCAACGAGGAGAUUAUGAUGAUGACCUGAUCCUCGAACAACUUGCUCGCAACCGCGUGUUUCUUCAAGAUGAAGGCCUCGCGAAGCUCAGGUCCUCCUUUAUCGUGGUCGUCGGAUGUGGUGGUGUUGGGUCGCAUGCAGCCGCCGCGCUGGCCCGGUCUGGUGUGGCCAAGAUUCGAUUGAUUGAUUUUGAUCAAGUCACACUCUCCUCACUCAAUCGCCAUGCGCUAGCCACAUUAGCGGACGUUGGAACACCAAAAGUACACUGCAUUCGCAGACGAUUGGAGCAGAUUGCGCCAUGGGUGAUAUUUGAUUGUCGCAACGAGCUAUUUGGCAAGGAGGCUGCGGAUGAUCUCAUUGGGCCUUGGACCUUGACGCACGAAGGCGAGGGCCGUCGGCCGGACUACGUGCUCGACUGCAUUGACAACAUCACCUCGAAGGUCGAUCUUUUGCACUACUGCCACAAGAACUCGUUGCCAGUGAUCUCAUCUAUGGGUGCUGGCUGCAAGUCGGACCCGACUCGUGUGGUCGUGGGUGACAUCUCUCUCAGCACUGAUGAUCCCUUAUCACGCAGCACGCGUCGUCGACUGAAGGCUCUCGGCGUGAGCUCUGGCAUCGCGGCAGUCUUUUCCACCGAAAAGCCUGGCCCCGGCAAAGCAAGCUUACUUCCUCUUCCAGAGGAAGAGUUCGCCAAGGGUCAGGUCGGUGAACUGGGCGUCCUUCCCGACUUCCGAGUCCGCAUUCUCCCUGUGCUGGGAACUAUGCCCGCUGUUUUCGGCUACACCGUGGCCAAUCACGUUAUCUGCAGUGUUUCUGGAUACCCUAUUGAGUAUAAUAUGGGUGGAAAAGGUCGUGACAAGAUGUAUGACGCUACUGCAGCAUUCCUACAAGGCUUCAUGGAAAAGAUGGCUCGCCAGGUUGGGGGACAAGACUCUACCGGCCUGCGUCUGCCUAUCAGCAAGGACGAUAUUCAAUUCUUGAUGGAGGAGGUAUGGCGUGGCAAGAGUGCUAUCACCGGCUUGUCGAAUCGACUUGUUCUGAUUCCCUGGGAAACGCCAGCCCGGGGCUUCAGCAUGGAUCUGACAUAUGAGCAGGACGGCCAGAAGUACAUGCCGAUUGAUUUGAAGGAGUUGGUAUGCAUGACCAAGGAUGAAGCCACUCGACAUGAGCGCGAGGUUCUUCGUAAAGGUAAAAAAGUGGAGGAAGUAUACGAUGAGAUCGUUAUCCAGCGGGUUCUGUUGCGCAGGAAGGAGGAGUACUAUCAUGCAAGCGCAGCCCCUGGGCGCUUCAAACGUCUCUCGCGUCCUCUAAUCGACUCCGUUCGAAACGGUUGGCAGUCACAUUCCAACCCCGCCUACCAUUCCGUCUCCUCUUCCCCAGAUUCCAAGAACCCGGGAUUGAUGGAAAUAGCCAUAUCGGUCGUCUCCGCGCCGCGAUUCCGCCGAUAUCUUCUCGUCUACCUUACGCUGUUCACACUAGGUUGGGCGGGCUGGGCGUUCGUGUUGUCUCCGACACUUCAAGACCGUGAGAUUCUCGCGCAAUCGCUAGAUCCUCUGCAAAUGGAUACGGGCGGGACAUUUGGAUCGAAUUCGGUGCCUACAUUUGACCAUCUGAUUCGAAUUGGGACUUUGGAUCCUGCGCUGGUGCCUGGUGCCGAGGCGGUAGCGGAAGGUUUGAGGAGUGGGAAGCGAUUGAUCAUGAUUGGUGAUGUGCAUGGUUGCAAGGAAGAGCUGGAGAAGCUCCUUGAAAAAGUCAAAUUCUCUCGCGAAGACGGCGACCAUCUCAUAUUUACUGGCGAUCUUAUCAACAAGGGACCUGACAGCGGCGGCGUUGUGGAUUUGGCCCGAGAAUUCGGGGCUUCGAGCGUCCGUGGCAAUCACGAGGACCGCAUCCUUCUUCAGCGGGACGAUAUCGAAAAGGCUAACGAGACAGCUACUGCCGAGGGCAAGGAUAAUGCUGAGUUCUUCUCGUCGAAGGAACUUCUUGAGCGCUCCCUGGCUCGUUCUUUCAGCAAGGAGCAGAUUGACUGGUUGAACUCGUGGCCCGUUAUUCUGAAAGUUGGCCAGGUCCCCAACAUGGGCCAGGUGGUCGUUGUUCAUGGAGGUUUGGUCCCUGGCGUGGACCUUGAGAAGCAAGAUCCCUCUACUGUGAUGACCAUGCGGAGUAUUGACAAGAAGACCCAUGUACCGAGCUCGGAUGGCAAUGGAGUGAAAUGGGAUAAGAUGUUUGACAAACACCAACAGAUGGUCCUCUCGGACCUCCAGUCAUCGUCUGAAGAUCCCCGUUCUCAAACAAUGACUGUGAUUUACGGCCAUUAUGCCAAAGCAGGCCUGAGUAUUCGUGAAUACACAAAGGGUCUUGACUCUGGAUGUGUCAAGGGUGGCAAGCUCACCGCAAUGGUCAUUGAGGAUGGCGGCAAGCAGAGCAUCGUGCAAGUGCGCUGCAAGAACUAUCUGAAGGAUUGA